This is a messenger RNA of Aplosporella prunicola CBS 121167, 930 nucleotides long. RefSeq lists its product as uncharacterized. Gene Ontology annotation, biological process: vesicle-mediated transport. Gene Ontology annotation, molecular function: small GTPase binding. Lineage: Eukaryota; Fungi; Ascomycota; Dothideomycetes; Botryosphaeriales; Aplosporellaceae. The record is from RefSeq and is a predicted model, not a curated record. Bases 1 to 930 code for a protein of 309 amino acids. The transcript has 4 exons. Gene Ontology annotation, cellular component: membrane; Golgi apparatus.
AUGGCGAACCGCGGCUAUGAUGUUGUCGUCGACGUCGACGAGGAGGGCGACUUGGGCCAUACCGACCUCCAAGAGGACCUCGAAUUCCACCCCUCCAACUUCGAGAACGAUGCCCAGCGGCAGAACAAGGUUACGCCAGACCGCAGCGCGGCGGGCACCAACUUCCAGCGGGGCGGCGGCGGUGGAGGAAGCGGCAGCGGCGGCGCGGGCGGCAUAGUCGGCUCGAAGAAAUACCUGUGGAGCAUCGGGUACUACCAGCAGUUCUUCGACGUGGACACGAACGAGGUCAUCAAGCGCUGCUGGGCGGCCAUAUUCCCGCGCUCCAACUUCCUUGACGUCCUCGACGGCAACCCGGACCUCUACGGCCCGCUGUGGAUCGCGACCACCGUCGUCAUGAUCCUCUUCCUUACAGGCACUAUGAGCCAGUACCUCGCGCACCGCCAUGAGGACCACUUCCCCUACGAUUUCCGGCUGCUGAGUGGCGGCGCGGGCCUAAUCUACGGCUACACACUCUUCAUGCCGCUCGCCCUAUGGGGCCUGCUGAAGUGGUUCGGCAGCGAGAACGCCAACGUGCUCGAGUGCUGGGCGCUGUACGGCUACGCGAACAUCAUCUGGAUCCCCGUGGCGCUGAUCUCGUGGUCGCCCAUCACCAUCCUCAACUACGUCUUCGUCGGCGUCGGCUUCGCCAUCUCCGCCGUCUUCCUCUUCCGCAACCUCUGGCCCAUUCUCUCCGCCACCGACCACAAGACGAGCCGCAUCCUGCUCCUCGUUGUCCUCGUGCUGCAUGCAGCCCUCGCUGUCGCCAUCAAGGUCCUCUUCUUCGCGCAGGGAAGCCCGCUUGACAAGAAGGGUCACCAUGACGAUGAUGAUGACGACGACGAUGACGACGAUGAUAAGGCUAGGUUGUUGAGGAAGCUGUUCCGUUUCUAA